AUGGCAGGAAAAGGUGGUUUUAGUAGCUUGGAAGAGUGCCUGGAUAAGUACAUUCCUCCAGAGGAGCUGGCGGAAGUCAAGAGAAUCCUCUAUGGGCGUGAAAAAGAGCAAACAAUCGCUUUAUCGGAAGAAACGCUCAAAAUUGCCAAAUUAAAUGAUUUCGAGGUGAAAGGAUAUCGCUUUGGGGCUGAGAAGGAGCAUCUCAGAUCACCAAGAAUUGUCCGUGUGGCUGCUGUGCAGAAUAGCAUUGUGACAGAAACAACAGCUCCUGUUGAUGUGCAACGAAAUGCAAUUUACAGCAAAAUUGAGAAGAUCAUUGCAGCUGCUGCUGCAUCCGGAGUUAACAUCUUGUGCCUCCAGGAAGCCUGGACCAUGCCCUUUGCCUUCUGUACGCGCGAGAAGACACCUUGGUGUGAAUUCGCUGAAUCCGCUGAGGCAGGGAGUUCAACAAAGUUCCUCCAGCCACUGGCAAAGCAGCACAACAUGGUGAUCAUCUCCCCAAUCCUCGAGCGUGAUCACGAGCAUGGAGAAGUUCUCUGGAAUACAGCUGUUGUCAUUUCGAAUGCGGGGAAAGUCAUCGGGAAGCACCGGAAGAAUCACAUCCCCCGCGUUGGGGACUUCAAUGAGUCCACCUACUACAUGGAGGGGAAUACCGGGCAUCCGGUGUUUGAGACUGCCUUUGGACGCAUCGCCAUCAACAUCUGCUACGGACGUCAUCAUCCGCAGAAUUGGAUGAUGUUCGGCAUCAAUGGGGCUGAGAUUGUGUUCAAUCCCUCCGCCACGGUGGGGGCACUGAGUGAGCCUCUGUGGGCCAUUGAAGCCCGGAAUGCAGCCAUUGCCAAUUCCUACUACACCGUGGCCAUUAAUCGCGUGGGCACCGAGGAAUUCCCCAAUGCCUUCACUUCCGGCGACAAGAAGCCUCCACAUCGGGAUUUUGGGGCCUUCUACGGAUCUUCCUACGCCACAGCUCCAGAUGGGGCUCGUACACCUGGCCUAUCGCGCCACAGGGAUGGACUCCUGAUCACAGAGAUGGAUCUCAAUCUCUGUAGGCAGGUGAAGGAUUGGUGGGGCUUCAGGCUCACGCAGCGUCUCCCCUUGUACGCUGAAGCUCUCACAGAAGCCUCCAAGUUGGACUACAAACCCCAGAUUGUCAAGGAAUAGUGAGGGGAGCAGGGUCUGAAGGAUUAUUUUAUGUUCUUUAAAGUCUUUAAUCUUCCUUAGAGGAAGUAAUUUUUUUCAGGGAAUUUCAGGAAUUGUUUAUUUCGUUAAUAAAAAAUCAUUUGAUCAAACAAA
This is a messenger RNA of Lutzomyia longipalpis, 1293 nucleotides long. RefSeq names its product beta-ureidopropionase. Lineage: Eukaryota; Metazoa; Arthropoda; Insecta; Diptera; Psychodidae. Gene Ontology annotation, molecular function: beta-ureidopropionase activity. The coding region runs from base 1 to 1161 and encodes 386 amino acids. The record is from RefSeq and is a predicted model, not a curated record. The transcript is spliced from 3 exons.